AACACAGGACCUCACGCACAUCACCUAUAGUUAAUCUUUACUGAUACAAUUGGGAUAGACUUAUUUUGUUUAAAUAAGUUAUAAUUAUUACUAUAUUGUCAUUUGUGGAUGUAUGCUCCUUGACGACUAUACAUUUGCCUGUACAAUUGUGUUAGUACAACCAUAGUAGACACUAGACACUUUCAACUUGUAUCUGCUAACAUGUUUUCCCUCGCCAACCUGGUGGUGCUGAUCCCUAUUGUUUCACUGUGUGGUUUGUUAUUUUCCGCUGCGGUGGAUGAUAACUUCCCCCAGGGCUGUACUAGCAGCAGCAGCCUGUGCUUCUAUAGCCUGCUGCUGCCAGUCACCAUUCCCGUCUUCGUCUUCUUCCACCUCUGGAGCUGGAUGGGAAUUAAGCUCUUCAGACACAACUAGUGUCUUUGUUUGUUAUCAAAUUAAUGUGUUGUAAAGAGGAUAUGGUGGAAACUUGUUUAUGGUAACUAAAUCUGGUGUAAAUAAAAACACACACAAAUGUAUACUAAUGUUGUAUAUUAGUGUGACAGUUGAUUCACUAUGUGAUGGCAGUUCAAAUAAAUUGAAAACCUGUUCA
This is a messenger RNA of Gadus macrocephalus (Pacific cod), 589 nucleotides long. RefSeq lists its product as uncharacterized. The transcript has a single exon. The coding region runs from base 202 to 414 and encodes 70 amino acids. The record is from RefSeq and is a predicted model, not a curated record. Lineage: Eukaryota; Metazoa; Chordata; Actinopteri; Gadiformes; Gadidae.